GCAUUCUCAAGCCUUCCCUGCCUCUGAUAGAGUGGCACCAGUUUCGGAGACUUUGUUUCAGCGGCAUCUACACCAAAUAAUGUCUGCUCCGGAGCCACGCCGAUGCGGCAUACUGAUGGGGUUUUUCUCAAAGCUAAUGGACCCUAACGAGGACCCAAUGAUCACCCUGCAAUGCAUUGGAGGUCUAUCUGAAGAGAUCCUCAAAAAUCGGAAGGCUCUAGGCCAAAACACGCACUUAUCCUCUUUUGCGCUCUUGUGCAUAAACGCAGGUGUGGUACCUACGAUGAUGGAUGUUUCGAAACACGAUUGGUCGGGACGUCGGGUGCCUAUUGAGAGAUAUAGCGCUCAAUACUGGGCGAUGCAAUGCCUAUGCGGUCUGAUGCUGAGCGGCAACAGUGCUGAGCGGCAACAUGUGUUGAAAGAAAUGUUAAAAGAGGACAUUGUCGACUUGUGUUUGCAGUACAUGCGACAUCGGUUAUGUAUCAUGCAUUACCUUGCCACUAAUACCCUUCGCACACUUGCGGACGAGUCCCUCGGGCUACAGAUUUCUUCUGACGUAGCUGCAGAAAUUAUAGAGACAAUCUGCGAUCAUGGGCUACAGGGACCAGAGACUUUGAUCAAGCAGAUGCUUGAUCCGGCGACGUCAUGGCAGAAUACAAUGUUCCUAAGAAAUCCGAAUGUAACAACCAUUUGUAUUACUAUCUUUCGAUAAAAUUCAU
Messenger RNA from Coniophora puteana RWD-64-598 SS2, 719 nucleotides. RefSeq lists its product as uncharacterized. The transcript is spliced from 3 exons. Lineage: Eukaryota; Fungi; Basidiomycota; Agaricomycetes; Boletales; Coniophoraceae. The coding region runs from base 80 to 712 and encodes 210 amino acids. The record is from RefSeq and is a predicted model, not a curated record.